AAGCUGUACUAAUACUCCUGUACCCUUCAUCAUUUCUUGUUUCAUUAGCUGUGUGGACCUGAAAGAACCCAAACAUCAUGGAGCGUGAAUCAUGGCUCAAUCUAUUCAUCCUUGCAAUAUUAUGUGCUCUCAUUACUGGUGCUCCACCUUCCAGUUCAUGCCCCAGUGACAAUCUGAGUAUAACUGGAGGGACAUUUGUUAUCACGGAGCACAAAUCUGCUGAGAGUGUUCUAAGAUACAGCUGUCCAGAAGGCUAUUACCCAACUGUGAAGAUCCGUCUUUGUAUAAGUGGAGGAUGGAGCCCAAAGCCCACAAGAAAACCCCCAGCAUGCAAGAAGGUUACAUGCCCUGACCCUCGUGGUUUUGAAAAUGGAGAGUUGUAUCCAUAUCAACCGAGGUAUUAUUUGAACGACACAGUCCACUUCUCCUGUCAUUCUGGAUACACAUUCCGUGGCUCGGCAUCCCGUGUUUGCCAGCUGAAUGGGAAGUGGAGUGGAGGCACACCAAUCUGUGGUAGAAACUCUGAUCACUGUCCUGAUCCCGGCAGUCCUGGUGCUAAAAGGACUGGCAACAUAUAUUAUAUUGAUGACAAAGUCACAUACCGUUGUGAAAAUCAAUUGACCCUUAUCGGUUCUAAAGAGCGAGUCUGUCAGGAGGAUGGUCAGUGGUCAGGGACAGAGCCGGAAUGUUACGCUGAUUUCACAUAUGAUACCCCAGAGGAAGCAUCAGAGGCUUUCAGCAGUUCUUUAAAAACAAAUCUAGGGAUUUCACAACAAUAUGAAGAAACAACAACAGAUCAGUUCGGAAAGAAAAUCCAAGUACAUAAGGGUGGAAAACUUGAUAUCUACAUUGCCCUGGAUGUAUCUGACAGCAUUGAAGAAAAAGACUUUGAAGAUGCAAAACGUGCCAUCAGUAAACUCAUAGACAAGAUCAGUUAUUAUGAGGCCUCCCCAAACUAUGAAAUCAUGGUUUUUGCCACAGAGGUUAAUAUAAUAGUCUCUAUGAGGGACUUCAAGAAAGAACCAGAAAAUACCAUAUCAAUGGCUCUUCAAAAACUUCAGGAUUUUAGAUUUGAAAGUAAAGGUGUUCGUUCAGGGACUAAUAUUGCCCUAGCCUACCAGAGAAUUUAUGAGAGUAUGAAAAUAGAGGAGAUCAACGAUAAAGGCUUCUUUCACACUCAACACAUCGUCAUCAUGUUCACUGAUGGUCUAGCCAAUGAAGGUGGUAAUCCCAGGUUUAAGGUGGAAAAGAUCAAAGAUCUUGUGAUACAAAAGGAUCCUUCACGUGAAGAAAAACUUGACCUGUAUGUGUUUGGAAUGGGUGAAGAAGUGAAUGCUGAGGACAUAAAUGAUUUAAAGACUGACAGGAGAAAUGAAAAGUUUUUUUUCAAGCUUAAGGACAUUGAAUCUUUGGAAAAAACAUUUGACAGCAUGAUUGAUGAGAGCACAAGUGUAUCAUUGUGUGGACUUUACAGAGAUUAUUAUGAUGACAUUAAAUCUCAUGAACGCUGGCAAUACCCCUGGUUGGCAAAGAUCAUAGUGACUCGUAAUGAUGGAACAAGAUCAAACUGCAUGGGAUCAUUAGUCACAUCCAGCUUUAUCUUGACAGCGGCUCAUUGUUUCAGGUUUCAAGACACAGCUGAAAUGAUACAGAUUGAGAUGGAAUCAGGUUCUGAAGACAGAAAAGUGAAACAAUACAUACUUCAUCCAAACUAUAACAUCGCAGCAAAAAAGAACUUGGGAAUACCAGAAUAUUAUGAGUUUGACAUAGCGCUUAUUCAGUUGCAGGAACCUGUUAUUUUGGGACUUGAUAUUCGACCAAUCUGCCUCCCCUGCACAAAGGAAACCAGUGGAGCCCUAAAACUUCCAGACAGUCAAAGCACAUGCAAAAAACAUUAUGAUAUACUAAUGAGUGCAGAAACUGUGACUGCUGCUUUCAUGACUGGCUUGACACCCAGUAUUGAGAGAAAGAACAUCACAAUCAAGCAGGGAAAAUGGCGGGAUGAUUGUGUUGAAGAUGCGAAAAAAGCAAUAAACAUCAAUGCUGCAAAUGCAAAGGAUAUCAUUACAGAUAAUUUCCUGUGCAGUGGUGGUAUUGAACCAACCACUGAUGAUAUUGCCUGCAAAGGUGACUCUGGGGGGUCCGUUUUUGUGGUUCCAGGUAGUCGAAUGGUCCAGGUUGGUAUUGUGAGCUGGGGAGUGAAGGACUUGUGCAAAUCUUCCCCGAAGCCUCAAUCUGUUAAAGAUUCCAGGGAUUAUCAUACAAAUCUAUUCAGUCCAGACAUACGCUCAUUCCUUAAACAGUACAUAGGAAAUGACCAAAUUGGAACACCUCUUACGUUCUUGUGAACACUGUCCUUAACAAAAGUUUGUUAACCUGCUCAGAAACAUUUUGCAUGUACCUAAGUUAAAGGUGACCUCAGUCAUUCUUUACUCUUUGUUAUUGGACAUUUUUAAUCAUGGAUUAAAUUAAUCAUGUCUGACUGUGAUUACUGAAUUUCUACAAUGGCAAUGAUAACUGAAAACUUGUAUUUGAAUGAUCAGUGCAUCCAUGCCGCUAGGUGUCAGUGUCCAAGAUGACUGCCAUAUUGACCAGCACAACAUAAACAAAAAAUUACUGAGUGCACUUUUAAUUGAGGCUUUCGCAUACCGUUUAUUGCUUUGGGCUUUGUGCCAAUUAAUGAUGAUCAAAAUGCAAUAAAAUAUUUUUAUUAAAGGCAACAAAA
Molecule: messenger RNA, 2725 nt
Organism: Xyrauchen texanus (razorback sucker)
Lineage: Eukaryota; Metazoa; Chordata; Actinopteri; Cypriniformes; Catostomidae
Product: complement factor B-like
Biological process (GO): proteolysis; complement activation
Cellular component (GO): extracellular region
Molecular function (GO): serine-type endopeptidase activity
Source: RefSeq, a predicted model, not a curated record